Molecule: messenger RNA, 1305 nt
Organism: Naumovozyma castellii
Lineage: Eukaryota; Fungi; Ascomycota; Saccharomycetes; Saccharomycetales; Saccharomycetaceae
Gene: NAP1
Product: histone chaperone NAP1
Exons: 1
Coding region: 1-1305 (434 amino acids)
Source: RefSeq, a predicted model, not a curated record
AUGUCAGCACCCAUCAGAACAAACCCUAAGUCUUCUAUGAAGAUAGAUAACGCACCCACUCCGCACAACACUCCAGCCAGUGUUCUUGCCACUUCAUAUUUAAAGAAUGGUAACCCAGUGAAGAACCAAGCAGCUAGUGCACAUUCCACCAUAAAUGAAGAAUCCGGAGAUGAUUCCAAUGCUGCCGCUAAGGUUAUCAUGGAAAAUGAGCCCUUAUUAUUACAAAGUAUCCAAGAGAAAUUGGGAACUUUGAUAGGGCAAGAUUCUGGUUAUGUGGAAAGCUUACCUCUCGUUGUUAAGGAAAGAUUAUAUGCUUUGAAGAAAUUACAGGAUGAUUUAUUUGUCUUGGAGAAGGACUUCCAAGUGGAAAUGUUUGAACUAGAAAACAAAUUUUUGAAUUUAUAUAAACCUUUGUUUGAGAGGCGUUCCGCUCUUAUCUCUGGUGAUUUGAAUCCCACAGAAGCUGAAAUUGCAAGAGGUAAAGAAAUUGGUCUAGAUGAGGAUGAGGAUGAUGAAGAACAUGAAGAACAUGAACAAGAUGAUGAAGAACAGGAUGUCAAGGGUAUUCCAUCAUUCUGGCUAACUGCCUUGGAAAACUUACCAACUGUCUCUGAAACGAUAACUGAAAGAGAUGUUGAAGUAUUAGACUAUUUAACUGAUAUUAAAUUGGAAUAUUUGACUGAAGGUAGACCAGGUUUCAAACUAAUCUUUAAGUUUGAUCCCUCAAAUACAUUCUUUUCAAAUACCGAAUUGGUAAAGACAUACUACUAUCAAAAUGAAUUAGGUUACUCUGGUGACUUCAUAUAUGAUCAUGCGGAAGGUUGUGAAAUCAAUUGGAAUGGUAAUGAAAAUAAUGUUACCAUCGAAGUUGAUAUAAGAAAACAAAGAAAUAAGACUACAAAGCAAGUGCGUACUAUUGAGAAACUAACGCCAAUUGAAUCAUUUUUCAAUUUCUUUGAUCCUCCACAAAUACCGGAACAUGAACACAAUCAUGCUGAAGGUGAAGAAUGUCAUGAUCAUGAUGAAGACGAAGAUGAACAAGACCCAGAAGAAUUGGCAGCAUUAGAAGCUCGUCUUGCUUUAGAUUAUGCAAUUGGAGAACAAUUGAAGGAUAAAUUGAUCCCAAGAGCUAUUGAUUGGUUUACUGGAGCUGCAAUGGAAUAUGAAUACGAUGAUGAUGAAGAGGAAGAAGAAGACGAAGAUGAUGAUGAAGAUGAUGAAGAUGAUGAGGAUGAUGAAGAAGAGGAAGACGACUUUGCGGCCAAUAAUACAAAGGAACAAGCCCCGGAGUGCAAGCAAUCCUGA